This is a messenger RNA of Alnus glutinosa, 1192 nucleotides long. RefSeq lists its product as uncharacterized. Bases 130 to 777 code for a protein of 215 amino acids. NCBI's taxonomy places the organism in Eukaryota, Viridiplantae, Streptophyta, Magnoliopsida, Fagales, Betulaceae. The transcript is spliced from 6 exons. The record is from RefSeq and is a predicted model, not a curated record.
ACCUGAACGAGUUUCUGAGGUCUCUCUCUCUCUCUCUCUGUCUCUCAAUAAAAACUCGUGAAGCCCUAACUCGCGAAUCUCGCUCGCUCGCUCACUCCGGAAAGGGCAAAAAGAGAAGGCAUCCCAACCAUGGUGUUCUACUUCAAAGCCCGCUCAGAGGUCGGCGAUUACACCAUUUUCAUGGGCCUCGACAAGUUCGAGAACGAGGAGCUCAUCAAAUACGGCUUUCCCGAAGACAUUUGGUUCCAUGUGGAUAAAAUGUCUUCAGCCCAUGUUUAUGUGAGACUGCACAAAGGUCAGACUAUUGAUGGUAUAAGUGAAGGGUUACUGGAGGAUUGUGCUCAGCUUGUCAAAGCAAAUUCCAUCCAAGGCAACAAGGUGAACAAUAUUGAUGUUGUUUACACUCCCUGGUCCAAUUUGAAGAAAACUGCUUCCAUGGAUGUUGGUCAAGUUGGUUUUCACAAUACAAAAAUGGUUCGGACUGUGAGAGUGGAGAAGCGGAUUAAUGAGGUAGUUAAUAGGUUGAACAGGACAAAAGUGGAAAGGAAACCUGAUUUGAAAGCCGAGCGGGAAGCGGUUAGUGCAGCAGAAAGAGCGGAAAGGAAACAACAGCUGAGAGAUAAAAAACGACGUGAGGAGAUGGAUAGGCUUGAAAAGGAGAGACAAGCAGAGCUUAGGAGCUACAAGGGUUUAAUGGUCUCUGAAAACAUGACAUCCAAUAAACAGAUUGCAGCCACAAGCAAGUCGUUGCAGGAACUGGAAGAAGACUUCAUGUGAACGCAUAAUUUGUUUAAAUGUUCAGUAGAUGUCUGUAGCUGCCAAAGUCAAUGGGCCCGGCCUACAAGAAGGUGUUAGUCAUUCAGGUUGUGAUUCUAGCCUCUAGGCCUCAACUUUAUUUCCCUUGUGAUUGAAUAACUGAUUCCCAAGUCUGUUUUCCUGUGGAUUUUAAUAAAAGAGAGAGCAUCUGCAGUGUUAACAGAAGUGGGGAGAGAAGGGAAGAAGGAAGAAGGCCUAGGUGGGUGGUGGGUGGUGAAAUCUCCUUUUACUUUCCUUUCCAUAUGUAUAAUUGGAUGAUGAGGAUAAACUUAAUUUGCAUCUGCAUUGGGAUAAUGGGUGAUAAACCUGUGCUAUUGCUGUCAACGUUAAAAACAAAACUUGCUAUAAUAUAUAUAUAUAUAUAUAUAUAUAUAUA